GGACAAACCAAAAAAGGGAAGGAAAAGGGGCCGGAAAUUUCCACGGCCUCCUCGGAAAAUUCCAAGGUCCUUUCACCCCAAAAAGGAAACCGCGCCACUCCCACCACAUUUGGCCCCGCCACUGUGGCACAACAAUUUUCAGCCACCACAGCCACAGGAUCAGGAUCUGGUCCAGAGGCACAUGCCUCAAAGGCUACUCCAACCUUGCUCAGGGAGGGAACCCACCAGUUUCAAAGAGCAGACAUGGAGGAAGUUGAAAAUGAAUUGCCACCUGAACUUAGGGCAACCACACCACCACCGUUCAUUGUGGUGGACCCGGAUACCCCAAGGAAAGGUGACAAACGAAUGGCAAAAGAAGACUCUUGGAAUCCAUCGGCAGAAGAGGUGGACAAGUACAUCCAGAGCUUCAAUCUCUGUGCUCUAUGCUGGGAGGAAGGCCACCAUUGGGAAAUUUGUCCCAAUGACAUGAGUGAUUUCAGCCUUGCAAAAGUGAUGAAACACCCAGAAUUCCAGCCGUACUUGUACCGAUGGCAAAGGAAUCGGAAGAAAAGGGGACGCACCUGGUUGCUAGAGGAACAUACAACAGAGGCCACUGUUGUAAUACCACCCUAUUGCAUCACAUGCAAAGUCCCAGGACAUAUGAGUAAUGAUGUGGAGUGCCCAGGUAAAUGA
Paraglomus brasilianum is the source of this 672-nucleotide messenger RNA. The record is from the annotation of a GenBank genome assembly. NCBI's taxonomy places the organism in Eukaryota, Fungi, Glomeromycota, Glomeromycetes, Paraglomerales, Paraglomeraceae.